GAAGGUUCCAGGACGAGGAAGCCGAGCGAAGAGCUCAGCUGAUGCAACCUAACCUGAUCCACGCUACAGUUCCCGCAUACAGCGGCGGCGGCGGCAGCGGCGACUGAAGAAGGGUCCAGCGUGGUUACCAGCCUGAGCGCGGGAGACAGGGUCAGCGGAGCAAUGGGGGACACUCUGAGCCCUGAGGAGAAGCUGCACCUUAUUACCCGGAACCUGCAGGAGGUUCUGGGAGAAGAGAAGCUGAAGGCGAUCCUGAAGGAGCGGGAACUUAAAGUUUACUGGGGGACAGCGACUACAGGCAAGCCACAUGUGGCUUACUUCGUGCCUAUGUCUAAGAUUGCAGACUUCCUGAAAGCAGGAUGUGAGGUAACAGUUCUGUUUGCGGACCUUCACGCAUACCUGGAUAACAUGAAAGCCCCAUGGGAACUUCUAGAACUCCGAACCAGCUACUAUGAGAAUGUGAUCAAGGCAAUGCUGGAGAGCAUUGGUGUACCCUUGGAGAAGCUCAAGUUCAUCAAAGGCACUGAAUACCAGCUCAGCAAAGAGUACACACUAGAUGCGUACAGACUCUCCUCCAUGGUCACACAGCACGAUGCCAAGAAAGCUGGAGCUGAGGUCGUAAAGCAGGUGGACCACCCGUUGCUGAGUGGUCUGCUGUACCCUGGACUGCAGGCAUUGGAUGAAGAAUAUUUGAAAGUAGAUGCCCAAUUUGGAGGUGUUGAUCAGAGAAAGAUUUUUACCUUUGCAGAAAAGUACCUCCCUACACUUGGAUACUCAAAACGGGUCCAUCUGAUGAAUCCUAUGGUUCCAGGAUUAACUGGCAAUAAAAUGAGCUCUUCAGAAGAGGAGUCCAAGAUUGAUCUCCUUGAUCCGAAGGAGGAUGUGAAGAAAAAGCUGAAGAAGGCCUUCUGUGAGCCAGGGAAUGUGGAGAACAACGGGGUUUUAUCCUUCAUCAAGCAUGUUCUCUUUCCCCUCAAGUCCGAGUUUGUGAUCCUUCGAGAUGAGAAAUGGGGUGGAAACAAAACCUACACAGCUUACCUGGACCUGGAAAAGGACUUUGCUGAUGAGGUAGUGCACCCAGGAGACCUUAAGAAGUCUGUGGAAGUCGCCCUGAACAAGUUGUUGGACCCCAUCCGGGAAAAGUUCAAUACCCCUGCACUGAAGAAACUGUCCAGCACUGCCUACCCAGAUCCCUCAAAGCAGAAGCCACUUGCCAAAGGCCCUGUCAAGAAUUCAGAACCAGAGGCCAUCCCAUCCCGGCUGGACAUCCGUGUGGGGAAAGUCAUUAGUGUGGACAAGCAUCCAGAAGCAGACAGCCUGUAUGUGGAGAAGAUUGAUGUGGGGGAAGCUGAGCCACGGACUGUGGUGAGCGGCCUGGUACAGUUUGUACCCAAGGAGGAACUGCAGGAUAGGCUGGUGGUGGUGCUGUGCAAUCUGAAACCCCAGAAGAUGAGAGGAGUUGAGUCUCAAGGCAUGCUUCUGUGUGCCUCUAUAGAAGGAACAAGCCACAAGGUUGAGCCUCUGGACCCUCCUGCAGGCUCUGCUCCUGGCGAGCGAGUGUUUGUGAAGGGCUAUGAGAAGGGCCAACCAGACGAAGAGCUCAAGCCCAAGAAGAAAGUCUUUGAGAAGUUACAGGCUGACUUUAAAAUUUCUGAGGAGUGCAUUGCUCAGUGGAAGCAGAGCAACUUCAUGACCAAGCUGGGAAACAUCUCCUGUAAAUCGCUGAAAGGGGGAAGCAUUAGCUAGCUAAGCCAGCGUCUUCCUCCUUCUCCCAUCUUCCUGACUGAUCUGCUCUCUCCUCAGUUUGCUCCGUCCAUCACCUGUUUACCCAUCCCCCAGGACACUGAAGCAGGAAGCUUGGGACUUGAUUACGGGCAGAACUUGGUGAGAGGCAGCUCAGCCUCCCCCGAAUGCAGGAUCAUCCAGGCUGACCUCCCAGGUAGCAACGAGGGUGGGGCAGCAGCGAGCCCAGCUCUGCCUUCUUCCUUUGGCAGCUGACUUGAGAAAUCUGGUUUCAGUGUAAUUCAUAGAAAAAGUUUAUGCCACAACCCUUCUAAUUGGAAAAAUAUUGGUUCCCAAGUUUUCCUAGAGUUAUCCCAGCAGCUGUACCUCUGACUGGGUUCUGGUGUCUGACUGAACUUAAUUACAGGAAAUUGUGGGAUUUGAAAAGGAAAGGGAAGGGAAAACAAGAACCUUGUGGUCUACCAAGUGGUUGGCAGCUGUCCCCCAAUGCCUGCCAGCCCUGAGGCUUGGCACUGAGGGCAGGGCGUGCCCCAGGGCUCCUGGAAUUUCUCUUGAUCCUCUAAGUUGGGAUAUUCCCCAAACCAGCUGUGUGUUAACAUCAAAAGUAGAAUAGAUGGCACAGGCUGGUUCUUUCUUGAGAGAGGGUGGGGUACGUCUCCAUAAAGCAUCUCAGAGUCACUGACCAUCACUGUCAUGAAUUCAAAUAAAAUCUCUGAACGAG
Manis pentadactyla (Chinese pangolin) is the source of this 2464-nucleotide messenger RNA. It is a transcript of the gene YARS1, whose product is annotated as tyrosyl-tRNA synthetase 1. The record is from RefSeq and is a predicted model, not a curated record. Gene Ontology annotation, molecular function: tRNA binding; ATP binding; tyrosine-tRNA ligase activity. NCBI's taxonomy places the organism in Eukaryota, Metazoa, Chordata, Mammalia, Pholidota, Manidae. Gene Ontology annotation, biological process: tyrosyl-tRNA aminoacylation. The coding region runs from base 163 to 1746 and encodes 527 amino acids. The transcript has 13 exons.